Molecule: messenger RNA, 2184 nt
Organism: Hydra vulgaris (swiftwater hydra)
Lineage: Eukaryota; Metazoa; Cnidaria; Hydrozoa; Anthoathecata; Hydridae
Product: long-chain-fatty-acid--CoA ligase ACSBG2
Cellular component (GO): membrane; endoplasmic reticulum
Molecular function (GO): long-chain fatty acid-CoA ligase activity
Source: RefSeq, a predicted model, not a curated record
UAUGAUUUAGAAUAAUAAAAAUAUAAUUCAAAAUGGGUGAUUCAAGUAUUGAUAUUGGUGAGAUAGAUAUCAUAGAUCAACCUGAAAAAAAAAAUGAUGUUGAAAAUGCUAAUAAUGGCUUUGUUAUUAACAAAGAAGCAGACAAUUUCUCUUUAAAUAAAAACGAGUGUGGAGAAGGACUUGCAUGUAAACUUUCGCAUGCUGAAGAGUUCUGGACUUGCAAACGAAAUGGUGCUGUUAAAAUCCGUAUGUCUGGUGAAAACGAUUCCAUUGCCAAUAUGGAACCUAUAUCUAUUAUGGAAUUUUUCAAAAAAACUGUAGAUCGGUUUCCAAAUCGUCCUGCUUUAAAAGCAGAAAGAGAUGGUAAAUGGAUUACCUGGACAUAUAAAGAAUACUUUGAAGAAAUACGAACAACAGCUAAAGCAUUUAUACAGCUUGGUCUUGAACCAUAUAACGGAGUUGGAAUACUUGGUUUUAAUUCACCAGAGUGGUUAUUUGCUGAUGUUGGAGCCAUAUUUGCUGGGGGCUUGGCAGUUGGUAUAUACACAACAAACAACUCAGAGAUGUGUCAUUUUAAUUGUGAAGAUGCUUGUUGCAAUAUUGUUGUUGUUGAAAACAAUGUUCAACUGCAGAAAAUUUUGCAGGUUUGGGAUCGUCUUCCUAAACUAAAAGCCAUUGUUCAAUAUACUGGUGAACUAAAAGAAAAAAAACCAAAUUUAUACACUUGGAAUGAACUAAUGGAGAUUGGUCGUGGUAUAAGUGAUUCAGUACUUGAGCAACGCAUAAAUGCACAAUCUCCAAAUAAAUGUUGUACACUUAUAUACACUUCUGGAACAACUGGAAAUCCUAAAGGUGUUAUGCUUUCUCAUGAUAAUAUUACAAUUUGUGCAAUAGCUGCUUCUAAAUAUGUUGGGCUAAAUCCAGAUAAUAGUCAGGAUCAAGCUGUCAGUUAUUUGCCCUUGUCACACAUCGCUGCACAAUUAACAGAUAUAUGGAUCCCAGUUUUUGCUGGAGCAUGUGUCUGGUUUGCAGGACCAGAUGCGCUUAAAGGAGCUUUAAUUGACACACUUAAGCAAGCUCGCCCUACUUUAUUUCUAGGUGUACCAAGAGUUUUUGAGAAGAUAGAGGAAAAAUUGAAGAGCAUAGGUGCAGCAACUACUGGUGUCAAAAAAACAGUUAGUAGUUGGAUGAAAGCAAAACUGUUACUUGGAAAUCAACUAAAAGAAGCUGGAAAACCUGUACCUUAUGGAUGGACUAUUGCCAGUAAACUGAUGAAAAAUGUUCAUAAAGGUCUUGGUUUAGAUCGAUGUCGUUUAAUUUUUACUUCUGCUGCUCCUAUAUCUAAACAAACAUUAGAAUAUUUUCAGAGUUUAAAUUUGCCUCUAUUGGAAUUAUAUGGAAUGAGUGAGUCAACAGGUCCUUUAACAAUAUGUUCACCAGGGCAUUCACGUAUUACUUCUGUUGGAAAGUUACUCCCAAUUAAUGAAGCUAAAAUUGGAAAUCCAGACGAAGAUGGUAGUGGCGAACUGUGCUUUAGAGGGCGAAAUGUUAUGAUGGGAUAUCUUAAUAGUGAGGAAAAAACAAAAGAGUCUCUUGAUGAUGAUGGUUGGUUGAAAUCAGGAGAUGUUGGAAAAGUUGAUGAAGACGGCUUCUACUACAUAACUGGUAGAAUAAAAGAAUUGAUUAUUACUGCUGGCGGAGAGAAUAUUGCUCCUAUACCCAUAGAAGAUAAUAUUAAACUUGAAAUACCUUUUGUUUCCACUGUAAUGGUAAUUGGCGACAAGAAAAAAUUUCUUUCCUGUAUUAUCACACCUCAUGUUGAAAUUGACAAAGAAACAGGACUGUCAACGGAUAAACUUUUGCCUUCAGCUGUGAAUUAUUGCAAAGAGCUCGGUCUUGAGGUGACUAAAUCUCAAGAUAUUUCUCCUAAUGUUCCUGAAGUUCUUCAAAAAGCUAUUCAAGAUGGUAUCGAUCGAGCUAAUAAAAAAGCUGUUUCAAAUGCUUCAAAAGUGCAAAAAUGGAAAUUAUUACCAUUAGAAUUUACUACUGCUGGUGGAGAACUUGGUCCUACACAAAAAUUACGGCGUCCGCAAGUUAUGAAAAUGUACAAAGAAACUAUCGAUGAAAUGUACGAAAACUUAUAAAAAUUAGAUGUUUUCUUUUCAUCUUUUAUAUAAACUUUUA